Ixodes scapularis (black-legged tick) is the source of this 1928-nucleotide messenger RNA. RefSeq lists its product as uncharacterized. Gene Ontology annotation, molecular function: ligand-gated monoatomic ion channel activity. The record is from RefSeq and is a predicted model, not a curated record. The annotation marks the transcript as partial. Lineage: Eukaryota; Metazoa; Arthropoda; Arachnida; Ixodida; Ixodidae. The transcript has 4 exons. Gene Ontology annotation, cellular component: membrane.
CGACCCGCCUCUAGCGGCAAACUCACCGAAGCUCACGAGAGCCGCCGCAAAGGGGUAGACGCGUCCGUCUUGGCGUCGCUGUGUGAUAUCGUCACGCUCAACGGGAGACGCUGGUUGGAUGCGGCGAUUCGGACGACUCCAGGGCGCCUCAUGAUGGCCACCUGGUGGUUGACGGUGCUGGUGCUCACCAACGCCUUCGCAGGACACAUGAAGGCCUGCAUGUCCAUUAAGACGGAGCCCCCUCGCUUCAGCUCUAUCGACGAUGUCGUGCUCCAUCCCAAGAUUCGCCCGAUGAUCUGGAAGGACACCGGGUACGAGUUCUACAUCCGGACCUCCGAGAAGGAGUCGCUGCGCAUGCUGAGCCGGAUGGCGCAGAAGCACGGCGGCUUCGUCCCGCUGUCCGAGAUGCAGAGUCCCGCGGCCGUGGCGCAGGUCUACAGCGGUCGCGCCGUGUACGUCAAUGACAGGGACUCCAUGCUCUACCUUCUGUCGAAGCAGUGCGGCCGUACCGGAAGCCUGUACGUGGCUCCCGAACUCAUCUUUGCCCGCUUCUGCGCCAUGGCCUACUCUCGGAAGCUGGCGCACCACAUCUCCCGCAGGAUUGACCUAGGGGUGCAAGCGGUCAUCGACUCCGGCCUCGCUACCAAAUGGUACGCCGACGGCCUGGUGGAGUGGGAGCGGUGCCGCAUGAUGCAGGAGGAGAACGCGGGAGGCGAAAUGUCCUACAAGCCUCUGCUCUUCCAGGACCUGAGCGCUGUCUUCAUCCUCUGGGGGCUCUCGGUUAGCUUCGCUCUGAUGGCCUUCGUGCUCGAGUCGCUCGCCUUCUGGAUGGAGCGGAGAUAGACUCGAGGACAAAUUUUUAUGUAGUAAGCCCGGUAGUUCUAGAUCAAAGAGUAUAGGCGGUAGGUACCGUCAAGGUUAAUCACCGGGACUGGUAAUAAUUGUGUUGUCUGAUGAUUGUUUAGAAAGCGUGACGUUAGUCAGCCCAAAUGGACCUCUGAUGUCUGCUGUAGGUGGCUAUAAAUUUAGCCGGUGCAGUACCACUGUUAGCCCUAGGGCCUUUAACGUGCGUCACGCAGGAACCUCGACGUGCGUCACGCGUCGCUCGAUCUCAGGCCGGUACGAUGCUCAUGCAGAUGGAAACGGGCAGGGGCAGUGAUCCAAUCGAGGAUCCCAAGACGUUGACCGGAGAGGAGGCCACAGCUUGGACACAAAUUCAGACAACACAUACACACUUAGCCUUAUUGCACAAACCCUUUCCUGAAGAAUACCCAGCCGAUGGCCCUUUUGUAGAGACCACCCUGCCCUCUACCAAAUUACGUGAGUCUGUCCCCUUAAACCCUCCCUCCCCCAACGACCAGCUCGCCCUGACCCGGCGGGCAAGAGUUAGAGGGUUGUGUUCGUGUAUAAGCUCGACGUGACAUGACGUAGGAAGAACACGUGUUGUUGAACUUAUUUCUUUAAUAAAUAAUAAUUAUAAAAAAAUCUGUUUUUGGAGGUUUGUUUGUCCGUUAUUCAUGUCCGGUAACGGACAGUAAAUUGACUCGCAUUCACCCGUGACUUUAAGAUAAAAACGUGGCACGACUUUGAGAGAAACAAAAGAAGGUCUGGGGUCGUUGUGAUGUUAUCUUCGAAGUGUCUUUCGAUCGCACGUACAGUAGCAGCACGAAAAAACGAGCCUGGCUAAGAUAUAAGAUCGAAGGAAUACUUUAUUAUAACAUCAGUCUAGAUAUUUUUCGUUGCGUAUCUUUUGUGUCAAUACACUGCAAGAAGACAAACAAAACUUUGAACAAAUGCCACGUGCCUCGUGCCUUAAAAAAAUAAGUAUGAUGUCAAUGUUGUUUUCUCCGCUCCAUACAAGCUGCCAAAAAUGUGUUCUAUGGUCACUAGACGGAAACGUUAACGAAAGGGCGCGUGAACACCGUCUA